AAUUUUCACGCUAGCUAUUUGUAUCAGACAAAUUUUGUGCAUCAUAAAAAUCCAAUUAGUUUUAUAAAAACGCAAUCAAACGAAAUAAAUCAUACAAAUUUUUAAAGAAUAUUAAUGAAAGCAUAAAAAUGUGAUAAGUGUGGCUCAUCGUAAUAGAGAAAAGUGAAAAAAAUCUAGUCAAAUAAUGAAAUGACAAUCAGGAAAAAAGAAGGGAAGGCGUAAUAUUGCACUGUCUAAUUUCAUUCAUAAUUGGAAAAAUAAAAUUUGCAAACUUCAAACUUCUAACAAUACAUAUUAAGAAAAAAAUGAGAAGUAGAAAGUGGUAACUAAAAUAAAAAUACUUUUCCUCCAUAAAAAUAAAUAUAUAUGUGUGUUUGGUAAUAAAGUAAUUGUGAGGAGCUGAGAAGUGUGGAAAAUCGACGUUGUGGGUGGUGGGUCCAAGGCGAGCUGUUGGAAAGGGCGACGUCGUAGUGGUUAGAGAUUAUAUUGUGGACAAGUCAGACACCACUUUCCCACUCCCACACAUUCUUUCAUUUCCGCCUUACAAUAUAGCAGUCGCACGUCGUAUUGUGUCUCAAUAGUGUAAAUCGCUUGAAAAAAAGUAUGCAGAAAGUAAAAGUUGGAUUAAGAAAUCACAAUUAAACUGUGCCGCGUAAAUUUUCUUUAACAUAAAUAGUAAAUUAGAAGUCACAAUGGACGACGACACAAUGCUCAACAAUCACGGUCCUCAGCCUGGUGCUGAGACAGUUUAUGGCACCGAGGAUAACAAUAUGGUCAUGUCAGAAAAGAAUGAACAGGUUGUGAGCAUCGUGCAACAAUUAGCCGGUAGUAUAUAUCAAGAAUUCGAACGCAUGAUUAAUCGCUAUGAUGAAGACGUGGUGAAGAAUCUUAUGCCACUACUGGUGAAUGUCUUAGAAUGCCUGGAUGCAUCAUAUCGCAUAAAUCAGGAGCAGGAUGUUGAAUUGGAGCUGUUGCGGGAGGACAACGAACAGCUGGUUACACAGUAUGAGCGCGAAAAGAGUGCACGCAAACAAUCCGAACAGAAGCUGCUGGAAUCGGAGGAUGUGGCUGAACAGGAAAACAAAGAGCUGGCAAGCCGCUUGGAGUCACUAGAAAGCAUUGUGCGCAUGCUCGAAUUGAAGCAUAAAAACAGUUUAGAACAUGCGAGUCGCUUGGAAGAGCGCGAGACCGAACUGAAGAAGGAGUAUAAUAAACUGCAUGAACGUUAUACGGAGCUUUUCAAAAAUCAUGUUGACUACAUGGAACGCACCAAAAUGCUCAUGGGCUCUACACACUCACAAAUGAGUUCGGCUUCGGAGCGCUUAGAAAUGAAUCGAGCCAGGUUAAAUCCAAUUGCUCGGUCAUCCGGUCCAGUAUCGUAUGGCUUCGCGUCGCUCGAGAACUCCGCCAUGCUAGACACAGAGACAAUCUGUAGUGUGGGCAGCAAUUCGGAUGAUUCGGGGCCACCAUCAUUGCAAAAUGAAUUAGACAGUUUGCAGACGGUGGAGCGUGCGGCUGAGACGGACACAUUGCAACAGCAGAAUCAGGCUACAUCACCGCAAAGUGAAACGAGUCCCGUUGUGCCAAAUGCACCAGCCAAUGUUGGGCGUUCAACAACCAAAAAGGAGCAACGCUCUGCUAAUACCCUAUACCAAGAGUUGUCCUUUCAAGAUAACGAAGAGAGUGAAGAGCAUGAAGUUGUUACAGGAAGCUGGGUGCAUCCUGGAGAAUAUGCUUCUUCGGCUAACGACAACUAUUUCGGCAUGGGCAAAGAAGUGGAAAACCUCAUCAUGGAGAAUAAUGAACUCUUGGCAACGAAGAAUGCUUUGAACAUUGUUAAGGACGACUUGAUUGCCAAAGUCGAUGAGCUGACUGGCGAAAUUGAGAUACUGCGCGAAGAAUUGAAUGCAAUGCAGCAAUCGCGCAACAAAUUGCGUCAGAAAGUGAGCGAGCUGGAGGAGGAGCUGAAAAAGACAAAGGAACAAGUUAAGCAACAAAAUGACACUGAACAGGAUGAGAACGAUGUACCAUUGGCUCAACGCAAACGCUUCACGCGCGUGGAAAUGGCGAUGGUGUUGAUGGAGCGCAAUCAAUACAAAGAACGUCUGAUGGAACUGCAGGAGGCGGUGCGUUUAACCGAGAUUUUACGCGCCUCACGCACCGUCGACAAUUUGGAUAAAAAAUCCAAGCAGAGCAUAUGGAAAUACUUCAGCAGUUUAUUUACCCCCUCCAAUCGCCCGCAGGAGCGCGUCGCUGACGGGCAAGGAGGGGGGCCUAUGUUUCGCUACUCCAGCCCAGUUCACAGCCAUGGAUCCCCCAGUCGAAAUAGCGACAAUCGCCUUGCCAUAACCGGUGCACGCGACAAUGCAAAUCCACCACCACAUCCCGCCAGUGCGGGUCUAGCAAAUGCAUUGAUCACAAAAGACUACUCCGAGGAGGGUACAUCGGAACGCGCAAGCGCACGACGGCGUGAACAAUAUCGACAAUUGCGUGCACAUGUACAGAAGGAGGAUGGUCGUUUGCAAGCCUACGGCUGGAGUUUGCCUAUAAACAAGACAAAUCAAGAGCAACAGAAUCGUCACUCUGGCGGUGUGCCGGUACCAGUCUAUUGCAAUCCUUUGGCCGAGGCGUCGCCGCAUAUGAAAGUGUUCUGUGCCGCCGGUGUGAAUCUUAACGGUGGCUUUACCAAAGAUGGGCGUUCAGUUAUACCGUCGACGUCUUCAUAUGACCCACGUUCUACAGCUAAAAUCGCAGAAAUUACCAGUCCUACAGCAGAGCACUCAGCCGAGGCCCUCGAUCGGCAAAUAAAUCGUGCGAGUUUGGCCAAUUUGGAGCCAGAAACCCAAUUAUCAUCAUAUGUGUGGAUUUGCACGAGCACGCAUGCGGCGAGCACAGUAACAGUGGUGGAUGCCAAUCAGUCGGCAGUUGUACUAGAUGCAUUUCCCAUAUGCGCAUCACAUAUGCUUUGUAUUGCCUCUGUGCAAGGCGCAGUGGAGAAGGAUUACGCGCUGCUCGAGAACUCUGAAGUGGUUAAGGCUGGUGAAAUGUUGGAGCGUCCCGGCGAAGGCACCGAGUUAUUUGGCAAGGUUGAGUUUGUGCGUGUACGUCCAAAAGCCGAUAAGAACAGUAACACUAACAAAAGCGCCCGCGCAGAUGAACAGGCAGAGGAGGUGAUAGCUAUUGAAACGGCUGCGGUUGAGGAGAAUGCAAAAGAGGCUGUUGAAAAAACAGCAGAUGACACGAAAAACGCGGCUAACGAGCCAUUGGGCAAUAUACAAGAGAUUAAGGUGCGACAGGCGCUACCAGGUGCACCACAACGCUUGCAGGACGACGGCAGUGUGACCAGCGCCAAAGCGAACAUCAACAAUAACAACUUGCAGCCGUCCUUCUCGAAGCCCAUCAACCCAAUAUUGGGUACGAAAAAUCGUCAGGAUCCGCCAAUGACUUCGAUUGGGCCGACCAUGUGGAUGGGCGAUCAGGAAGGUUGGCUGUAUGUGCAUAGUGCUGUAGGUCGCUGGCAUGAAUGCUUGCAUAAGGUUCUCCUGCCCGAUGCCGUCCUAGCGAUAGUGCAUGUGGAGUCGCGCGUUGUUGUGGCCCUAGCUAAUGCUCAAUUGGCAGUGUUUCGCCGCCAAACAGACGGCCAAUGGGAUCUGAAUAGUUAUCACCUGGUAACGCUAGGUGAUCGUAAUCAUUCGAUACGUUGUCUCUGUGUGGCUGGCGAACGCAUUUGGGCCGCUCACCGCAACAAGAUCUAUAUUGUCGAUCCGAUCUCACUGAGCAUCGUCCACUCGCUGGAGGCGCAUCCACGUAAGGAGAGCCAAGUGCGACAAAUGGCUGCUACCGGCUCAGGUGUAUGGGUUUCCAUACGUUUGGACUCGACACUGCGUUUAUACAGUUCGAACACUUUCGAGCACAAACAGGAUGUGGAUAUCGAGCCGUACGUUUCGAAAAUGCUUGGCACUGGCAAGUUGGGUUUCUCAUUUGUGCGCAUUACCGCAUUGAUGGUAUCAUGCAAUCGCUUGUGGAUCGGUACCAGUAACGGUGUCAUAAUUUCGGUGCCAUUAUCGGAGGGUCAAGGCAAAUCAACUGAUCCCAAUAGUCAAAUACCGCUAUGUUGCAUGGCCAAUGCACAGCUCUCGUUUCACGGUCAUCGUGAUGCGGUUAAGUUCUUUGUAUCCGUGCCGAUGCAACUACAAAAUAGCGGGCAACUGCAAUUCACCAACAAACGGCCGGAUAUGCUAGUCAUGUGUGGCGGCGAAGGCUACAUCGAUUUUCGCAUAAAUGACAAUGAUAUGGAAAACAGUAUUCAACUGGAGGCGAAUCAAACGAUUGAGAAUCGCGGCGACAAGAGUUAUUUAAUUGUGUGGCAUGUUAGUCAACGCUAGUUUUUAAGUCCGUACACGUUUAGGAAGUGUGGCUAGUGGUUAUAUUCUUAAAUCGAUUAUUAACUAGUUGCAUUGCAAGCGAUUGGAGGCAAACAAAAAAAAAUAGUACAUAUAAUAUAUGAUUAAUUUCUUAUUUAAUCAAAGUAUGCAAAUGAUAAUCCCAGCAAAAAGUUUAUAAAUAUAUAUAUAUACAAUAUAUGUAUUGAAAGUAUAGCAAAGAUUAAAUAAUUGAUAUGAGAUUGUAUAGUAAAUAUUUUGUUUGGACUUAGCUUUGCAUUGGUAAACAUUUCGGCUUGCAUAUUUACCAUGAAUUCGUAAAGAGUGUGCCUAUUUACGGGCGAAUUUUAGGAGCUAGAUACUUGAAUGUCUUACCGUUAACUUUUUUAAAUUUCUGCUUUCAAUUUAUACACAUAAAAAGUUGUAUGUGUAGGUGUAGCUUAGGCAUUACGUACAGUGAUAAAACUCAAAUCGGUCGAGUAAACCAUAUACAUAAACAAAAAACUAACCAAAAAGACGUUUAAACGUUUUACUUACUUACAUGUAAUUAGUUUAUAGGCACAUUAAGACCUCAAUCAAGUAUGACAUAAUAAAAUAUAUAUACGUAUGCUUAUUGACAGUAGAUUUCUAUGUUUUAAUCAAAUAAAAUUUACAACUUAUACCGUGUUAUAAGCGUUCUUUUUUUGUUAUUUUUUCUGCUAUCCCUACAAAGUAUAUAAAAGAAAAUAAUAAUAGUAAAAUAAAAAAAAUUAAUUAUUGACAUAAUUUUGACAAAUAUAAGAGUUCUUGAAUUUGAAAUUAUUUGUGGAAGCAAAUUAUUCAAAUUAUUUACUUGGAAAUACCAUAUUUAGCGGGUAAAAAUAUUUGUCUGUGGGGCCUUUUACAUAGUAGCGCUAAUAGAUUUAUUAUUUUAUUAAUUUUUUAUGCUUUUAUGAUGACGACUUUGUAAAAAUGUUAAUUUUAUACUUCUGUAGCAUUUUCUAUGUUUUAAUAAUUUCGUUAACUUCAUUUGGAGUUGUGUUAUUUCUAUUUUACGAAUAUUUUUUAUGCAUGUAUGUGCUUAGUUUUAUUUGUUAAACUCGUUCGUAAGCGUCUAUAUAAUUAACGAAAUUGUAUCUAUUUUAAAUUGAUUACAUUUCAAUAAAACUAAAAUUUCAAAAUGA
This is a messenger RNA of Bactrocera dorsalis (oriental fruit fly), 5545 nucleotides long. It is a transcript of the gene syd, whose product is annotated as JNK-interacting protein 3. The transcript has 17 exons. Gene Ontology annotation, cellular component: cytoplasm. The record is from RefSeq and is a predicted model, not a curated record. Gene Ontology annotation, molecular function: MAP kinase scaffold activity; signaling receptor complex adaptor activity; JUN kinase binding. Gene Ontology annotation, biological process: vesicle-mediated transport. Bases 693 to 4385 code for a protein of 1230 amino acids. Lineage: Eukaryota; Metazoa; Arthropoda; Insecta; Diptera; Tephritidae.